This is a messenger RNA of Planococcus citri (citrus mealybug), 3148 nucleotides long. RefSeq lists its product as uncharacterized. The record is from RefSeq and is a predicted model, not a curated record. The transcript is spliced from 5 exons. NCBI's taxonomy places the organism in Eukaryota, Metazoa, Arthropoda, Insecta, Hemiptera, Pseudococcidae. The coding region runs from base 275 to 2074 and encodes 599 amino acids.
UUUCGAUCGGAACUAAGACGUAAUGUCUGAUUCACCAUGACACACGAUGUAUGGCGCAAUGUUUACCUAUUGAACAUUUUUUCAAAACACCACGUAAUACUGAAAUACUGAAACUAUUUAUUCAGCUGUUACCUACCGAUUAUAAAGCUCAAUAAAUUGCGAAAAAAAAUCGUAAAAACGUCCCCGUGUAAGAAAAUUCAACCCAUACCUAGGUAUACGUAUUCUAUGCGUGUCUUCUCGCAGAAGUACAAUCGCGAAGAUUACGAACGAACGUAUGAUGAGAUUUUACGUGGCAUUCUUCAUAAACGUACUCUUGUUCAAUUAUGUAUCCGCGCAAUACGAUGCGUUACCAAUACUGGACUACUCGUAUCAAGAUGAACCACCGCAACAAGACGUUUCGAUCACAGCAUACGCAUGCGGAGCUGAAAAUGAAAAACAAACUACCAACUUGAUAACAGCUUCCAAAAAUAAAAAAAAAGAAACACUCAGAUUACCGUAUUGCGUAUUUACUCGAUCCGCUGACGAUUCAACCGGUAACAGCUCAACUUGCCCAACAGAAGUAAAACCGAUUUUCGUUCCAACAAAAAAUAAAAAAGACAAAAGUUUGGCCAGCGAUGAAGAGGAACGAAACCCAUUCGUCAGUUGUGGCACUUCAGACACACAAAUCAUGCAUACAUUUGGAUUUUACCGUUGCGGAAGUAGACAAAUUUUGAAAGAAUUUCACAGGAGAGAAGUGCGGAAAGAUCCCAGUACGAAGUUAGACAUGAAAAGAUCAGUCACUCCAUUUUAUAAAGCAUGCUACGAUACUUCAACUAACGAAACCAUAUGGACAAAGCAUUCAGUCACGACACCAGUGGUAUUCGAUAGAGUCAAAAUAGAGACCAAGGAACCAAUCAAACAAGAAAUAAGCGUCGAUCCGUUUGGAACAUGGAAUGCUCCUUUUCAAAUUUUGAAGGAAGCUUACGAAUCUGAAAAGCUGAAAGAUCCGGCCAAACAUGACAUAAUGCUGCCUCAACCAUUGGUACCUCCCGAACACUUCGCAUUCUAUGUAUGGAAAAAAACCACCAAUCACAUCUUGAACAUGGCUCCACUUUGGGAGAAACUUGUUCCAGUCAUGUCCAUCGUCAAUAGAAGUUUACAAGAGGCUCAAAUGAGACUUUAUUUCUGGAAACCUUUAGAAUACAGCAAGUUGAUAAUCUACACCAAGGUGGAGAGUAUCGCGACAGCCAACGAAACACCAGACAAUCCGGAAGGAGAUGAAAUCAAAGCGGGCAGUGUCCCGAGUCCGACAAAUGAUGCACCAAUCGGAUCUCACGGGAGUGAUAUGAAAAAGGAGAACGUUCCAAUGUCUCAGGAAAGUGAUAUUAGAAUGGAUAGCGUUCCAAUGUCUCAGGGAAGUGAUUACAUGAUGGACAGUGUCCCGAUGUCUCAAGGAAGUGAUUACAAAAUGGGCACUGCUCCAAUGUCGCAGGGAAGUGAUUACAAAAUGGACAGCGUUCCAAUGUCGCAGGGAAGUGAGUACAAAACGGAGAGCAGCGUUCCGAUAACAGAUGCGCCAAUCGAAUCCCAGGACAGUGUCUUUAUAGACAGUCUAUCCACACAAGGAACACUAACCCAACCCGAGGAACCUCAAUUGGAGCCACCUCGUUUGAACCCAAAUAUUUGGUGCAAGUUUAUCUACGACGAAAACGAACGCGAAGGAUUGCUCAUUUAUAUCCAUAAUACACCCCCGAAUACGCCUCAAAUUGCUCCAAAAUGCGCUGAGCCAGUUGUAUGCGAAUUUAACAAAUGGCCCGGGGGAAAAGAGAACCCGGACGAGUCCGUAAUCGAGAAUGCGCGAAAAUAUGCGUAUUGUUGUCCAGCGAAUUCCGACGUGGUCAAAGAAAUUUUUUCAAUCGACGUCAAGAUCGAGGGGACAUUAGAUUUGAAUUCGACAAUAACCAAACUUAUUGGUAAACGUAGAAGAAGUAAUUCCAAAAAAUUAAAGAUGAGUUCUUCGAUAGGUGGAUCGAGUUCGAAAAAAGGAGAGGCGAAGGAGAAAAAGAAGAAAACGAGCGACGUAAAUGAUCCAUAAUUAGAUAAUAAACCAGAUGACAUUCCAAUUUUGGGAACUGUUUGUUUCGCCGCGGACGUUUCGCCGCGGACGUUUCGCCGCGGACAUUUCGCCGCGGACGUUUCGCCGCCGCCGAAAAAAGGUCAUUUAUGAAAAAGCGAUCGUUUCGCCGCCACAGUGAAACAUUACGUAAUGAUAAAAAAUGAAAUUAUGUUUGAUAAAAUUAUAAGUAGAUAUGUAAUUAGAAAAUUAUUCACAUUUAUGACAUUCGGGGAUGAGCCCCCAAACGAUUUUUUUCAGGUUCUGGGUUUCGGAGCUUGGGCUUUCAAUCAAAAAUUUAUCAGGUCUUGAGCUAUGGAUUGGGGCCCAGGAAACUUUGGGUUUGGGUUUCAGGGCUCAGUGUCCAGGGCUUGAAUGAAGUGUUCAGGGCUAUUCCGGGGUUUUUCAGGGCUUGAAAUUGAGGGGUUCCUUGGAAAAGGGGCCUUAGUCUUUUUUUUUGUUUUUUUUUCAUUUACAAUUUUGAAUGUAUGAAAAAUUAUUUUUUAUAUUAAUUUCACCAUAUUCAGUGAUACAUAUAUUGAACUGUCUUCCAUGAGAAAAAAACGUAAAACGAAUUGGAAAAUGUUAGCUUGUAAUAAAAUUUUGCAAGUGCAUUUGUUCCAUGGAACCCCUCAAUUUCAAGCCCUGAAAAGCCCCGGAAAGCCCUGAACACUUCAUUCAAGCCCUGGACCCUGAAAGACCUGGACUACUGCCUUCAUCACAGAACAUCUCUCAUUCAGCACGUACUUAUCUACUUCUCAUUUCAGUUCAUUUCAUGUAUGAACAGCUGUGUAUUUUGUAAUACGUCACCGUGGCGGCGAAAUGAACGCUUUUUCAAAAAUGACCCUUUUUCGGCGGCGGCGAAACGUCCGCGGCGAAACAAAUGGUACCCUCCAAUUUUGGGUAUAAAAGUCAGGAAUUUUGAAAAUAUUCGAAUCAUUUCUAUACUCUAAGUUAUACUUUUACUUUAAUUUCUAGAAAUAUUUUUUUUUCUUUCAAUUUUGUCCAAUUUAAUAAUGAAAUAAGCACAAUAAAAUACACCUCGGGUAAAAAUAA